Messenger RNA from Hippoglossus stenolepis (Pacific halibut), 726 nucleotides. RefSeq names its product secreted phosphoprotein 2 (gene spp2). Lineage: Eukaryota; Metazoa; Chordata; Actinopteri; Pleuronectiformes; Pleuronectidae. The transcript is spliced from 6 exons. Gene Ontology annotation, cellular component: extracellular region. The coding region runs from base 7 to 648 and encodes 213 amino acids. The record is from RefSeq and is a predicted model, not a curated record. Gene Ontology annotation, biological process: bone remodeling.
GGGGUUAUGGAAGGUAGGACAAAAGUUGAACCUAUUUAUAGGGAAGUCACCGAAGCACCGCGGAAAACUGAUUUGGUGCUCGUCAAGAUGAGGUCAUUCGUGCUCCUCUUGGCCCUGCUGCAGUCUCUGGGAGCCUCAGGCGGGCGGCGGUACAGCUCCGAGCAGUCCAACAGAGGCCUCGCAGCAGCUGUGGCUGGGCUCAACUCAGUGUAUGACGCCAGCCAUCUUUACCGGGCGACCCGCAGCUCUGUCAAAAGGGUUGUUUCCGUGGGCCUGAACACCGUUGACCUGCUGAUGGUGUUUGGCGUUAAAGAGACGCAGUGUGCGAAGGCGUCCGGGAGUGACCCGCAGACGUGUGCCUUCCGACGGGGAUUCCUUGUGCCCUCGUUCACCUGCUCCAGCCGGGUGAGGGUGUUCCCCACCUCGGCCCAGGUGGCGUCUCUGAAAUGUGGAAAGGACAGCAGCUCCAGCUCCAGCUCCGAGUCCAGUGAGGAGAUGUUCUCAAGAGGGAGACACCAGUUCAACUCCCCAUUUGAAAACAUUGUUCCAGCUCCGUCUGCACCUCCUUCUGCACCUCCUCCUCCUCCUCCUGACGAGACGACGGAUGAGUAUCCCGGACGAGGAGACACUUUCAGCAACUUCCUGUGAAGGGCCAGCUCUGCUCAGGGAAACAUUUCGGUGCUGAUCGGAAAGCAAACCUGAAUUAAAGACAGAUUUAGCCCAUAA